Hemibagrus wyckioides is the source of this 3092-nucleotide messenger RNA. It is a transcript of the gene fuz, whose product is annotated as fuzzy planar cell polarity protein. Lineage: Eukaryota; Metazoa; Chordata; Actinopteri; Siluriformes; Bagridae. The transcript has 2 exons. The record is from RefSeq and is a predicted model, not a curated record. The coding region runs from base 157 to 1449 and encodes 430 amino acids. Gene Ontology annotation, biological process: non-motile cilium assembly; vesicle-mediated transport.
AAAAUUGAUUAGCAAGUUCACCAAUCGCGUUGCCUAACGCCAGUCGUGUUAGCCAAUCCCAGUUUAGAAGGCGGGAUUAGUGUGAACAAGCAGGGGAAAUGCAUGAAAUGGUUGCUGUGGCGACGCGGCAUGAGACGACGCCUGCAUCCUUGAGCAAUGUUCAGCUCCUCUUUCUCACUCAGCAUGCUUCAGUCCCAGAGUGUCCAGCUCCUGUGUCUAACGGCGUCCAGCGGCGUUCCGCUCUUCUCUCGCGGCUCCACCAAGCAGCUGCCCUUCUCCAUCAUUGGUUCACUGAACGGCGUGCACAUGUUCGGGACGGGUCACGAUGCCGCUCUGUCCUGCUGUGAGACUGAACAAGGUGGACAUGUUCUCUGGAGAGUCUUCCACGACAGCUUGAUGCUUAUCGGAGUCAGCAGCAACGCUAACGUCAGCGAGCUGCACUUGAGGCGUUUGCUGGAGAACGUCUGGAACUGCAUGGUGCUCGUGCUGGGCCUGGACGAACUGGCGAACGCGCGGAACGUCGAGCGGCUCAAGAGAGAGCUGCGCUCUUGCUAUGGGUUGAUCGACAUGCUACUUGAACGCGGUGUGGACGAUCGUGAUCAGGGCCUCAUGGGGGAUCUGACACACUGCGCUGACUGCAUACUUCUCCCUCAACCUGACCUCAUCCAAGACACGCUGGAAUCAUUCACCAGGGCUGCCGAGAGUGAGUUUGGCUGUUUGCUUGUCCGCGGUCGACUGGCAAUAGCUACCGAGAAAUGGUGGCGCCUCGCUCCACAGGAACUCGUCCUUCUUUCUGCACUCGCAAAUUUGCCUCCUGGGAAAACCUCAUGUGACUAUCCGGUCUUUUUACCCCAAGGUAGCCCUAAUGUCGCGCUCAGACUGCUGUGCUUCCAGCUGCUCCCUGGUGUCAUAGCUUGUGUCCUGUGUGGCCCUAGACCGUCUCUGUAUCAGGUAGAGAAUGAGCAGGUUUGCCGGUUUUGGUCUCCACUAGCAGAGAACCUGCGCUCUUGCCUGGACCAUGCAGAACGAUCAUCUCUGUCUCCCUCCGUUAGUCUCCGCCGGGACGUCCUAGCUCUUCUCCUAAUAAACCGUGAGUCUCGCAGAUCAGUGACAUCUCUCAGCACGAAAGCCACGCCUCACCUUUCACCGGCGCGCCGCUGGGAGCUUCUGCGCCUCUUUUACACGUUUGCAGUGACGCGCUAUUUCACCUCGGAGGAAUCUCCGAGCUCAGAGUGUCCAACAGCAGAGCUGCUGCACGAGGAGUUUUCCUCAGGGUUCACACACCUGCCUGUGCACUGCUACCUCGUGACUGAUGAAUGUAAAUGCUACGCCGUGCAGACGCCUCAGCACCAGCUCUUCCUCCUCACCGACCUCUCCGUGCCCACAUUCACUUUGCGCUCCGUCGCCACACACACUCUGGAUGCUGUCACCACGGCGACCGGCUUUUAGACCUCAGACAGUUUAGGGGUAAUCACUGGGAUUUACAUGGUGCUGUUUUGGAGGUUUUUAGCGAGGUGAGAGGUACACAGAGUCUGAAAGAGUUGCACAUAAUAAAGUGCAGGGCUGAUUUAUUUCUAUAUUUGAAAACAGAACAUGAUGCUCAAAGCCAUGUGUAGAAAUAUAUAUUAAUAUAGGAAUUUUUCACCACUAUUAGUCCUAAGUGACUUCCUGUUCAUUACAAACACUCACCACAUAGGGUAUAACAUUCAAAUAACACCAAUAUAUCACCUUUAUUGACACCAAUACAACAUCAAAUUUCCCUGUUACAAAAGCAUGCUAAUACAGCCGUGUCACCACACGCACUUAGGGGUAUGAGCCCAGACUCGUCAGUAUGACAAAAGAAAGAACAGGUUAUAACAGUUGUUCUUUAAGGUCCUUUUUUCAAGUUAUUUUUCUAAAACACCUCAAGGCUAGAACUGUGUUAGAUGAUGUCAUUUUCUUUUUGGCAUUAACAGUAAUAUUAUGAAAUAGCACCAUGAAAUUCUGAUCUUUGUUAAACAAUUGUGAUGCACAAAUCGACAGGCUGAUGAACAGAUACUAGAUCAUAUUCUUAUCAUUUUUGUGUUAUGAAAUCUUCAAAAUGUGAAUGAUAUAAAAUUUUACUGCGUCUCUCGUGACGUGGACAAUACACCGGGUCCCAGGAUCCGAAACCCUGACCAGGAUAAAGUGCAUAAUACUGAAGAUUAAUGAAUAAAUACACAGAGUGAUGUGAAGCUACAUAGCUGCAUACAUAUGUGAUACAUUAACCGGCGCUCACUGGAUGUUUUUUGUGCAAACGCUAGAUACAGUUGUGUGUGAAAAUCUAGCUAGCUGGACAAAGUCACCGAGAUCACAUUUCUCUCGUUUUAAUAUUUGAUGUGAACUAUAACGGAAGCCCUUGAGCUGUAUAUGCUUGAUUUUUGCUGACAUUGGAGACUCUACCCCCCCCCCCCACACACACACACACUUUCAAGAACUUGAAAAAUGCUUGUUCUGAGGAUCAGGAUUGCCUGAACUGCUUUUACCGAAAAUGAAUCAACACCUACUGACCAAUCAGUAUCAAGACUUCGAGAGCAUUGUGGUAAUAAAAAAAACAUGACAAUUUUUAUAUUUAUUGUGAAAAGGACACAUAGUGCUGUUCUUAAAGAAAUUCAUUUUGUACCCAUUUUGCUGACCUCAUCCUUCCACUCUGUACUGUCAUAACAUUGAUUUGUUACCCAUUAGCAAGAUCCCCUUCCAUUUAAGCCAAGAGUCUUUAGUGCUUUUGCAUUUUAUGGCCACAAAAUAAGUAAGAGCUAUUCCUUAUUAUACAUUCAGAACAGAGAGCCUUUUAAUUAGCUAAUAGCUUGGUCCUUUACUACAGCAUGAAGCUGCAAUCAUCCGAGAGAUCACAUCAGAGAGACACUGGCGGUGCAUCACUAAAUUUUGCAGUCCUGUGCAGAUGUAUUCUUAUCUACUAUUAGCUGGAUCAGCAAUUUUUAAUCCACUUACGCUGUUCUCUUGUUAUUUAUUGACUUUUAAAAUGAAUUACCAGGUUGUAUCUUGAACUGAAGUGCAUGCAUAUCCAGGUUUCACCGACAUUCCUACCUUGAUUUGCUUUGUAUUAAAUGCUA